CACAGUCCCCGUAGCUGCUGUCCUGACAAUCCUGAUGCUCUUCAGCAGAGUGCUGGCCUUCCAGUUAUAUCUGGAAAGGUGAUAAGCUCUCCAGAAGCCCUCUGCGGGAAACUGUUCUCACCACAGGAAGCGCAUGAGCAGUUGCUCUGGGCACAGUUGGACUCGCCUCCUAAUGGAACGCUGGUCAUCACUAAGAGGUGGGCUUUGGAUCUACCCUUGCAAGACAAGCAGGGAGUCAUCUUGGAUGUGCUUCAGAUUUCCCAGGACAGUCUUCUGACCCUGCAUGGCUUUGUCCUGGGAGGUGAAGACCUGGAGGAUGACAGCACUCUUCUGAGGGAACUAGGCGCUAAGUUAAAGGGCUAUUAUAAACAAACUGCCCUAACACUAAAGCAGACGCUGAUAAAUCUCAGUGGUUGCACUGGGAAAGUAGGCAUUACCACAAAGAUAACAUACUUGUGUCAUAAUAAGGCAGUGUCUCUUUAUGAUUCAAGCUCGAAAAUACAUUACCCCAGAAAACAUUAUCUGACAACCCAGACAGUAAGGGACUUAGAGAAGGCUUUGCUGAAGUAUUAUGCAGUCUGUGUCCCCACACAGUUUACCUCUGAAACUUUCCACAAGUACCAGUGGAUAGUUAAUUUUGUUAAGAAUGUCAUAAAUCGUGCUUUACAUGAAAAAUGACUGCGGUAUGGUAAUAUUUUUAUAUACGUGACAGUCUUUCCUGAUUCUACAAAAAAUAUUUUAAAAUGUGUCUUUGAAUAACUACACAGGGAAAAAAAAUUCUGGGAAAGGGAUUGGUUGUUCGAGAAGGCAAUGAUAAAGCAUGGUUUUGAAAAUGUGUCCCUGAUCUUGGCACGUUAAUCCCAUGCCCUUAAUCCCAGUUCUUGGAGAGAGGCAGACCAUUCCCGUCUAGGUAGAGAGUUCCUAGAGAGCCACGGCUAUGCAAAGGACCCUAUCUCAAAACAUGCAAACAAACAAACAAGUAAAAGCCAAGUGUCCCUAUCCGUCCACCACCACCAUUGCAGCCAGUCCUUCUUUCUGAUGGAAUGCAUGGUGCCUUUAAUGCACAGAAGAAACUCUUCCAAGAGAAGUUCCCAAAGUGAAUGACGAAGAAAGCGGUAGGAUAAGGCAACGUUAGCCAUAGUGUUGCUACUCAGCCCUGUGUGUGAUCACUGCUAAACCUGUGGUUUGUAUUUUACAACCCAAAGAAGGACUUUCCACAUGUCCAAAAUCACAGAGGCAAGGCUCUGAUUAUAUCAAAACUAAAGGGAGACUGCUCACAAUGGCAUAUAUUAAAUAUGGGACGUUUCCAAAAAGACCAAAGACACUAGACAAUAAAUACAUUUGGUUUCUGCGAUUAGAGUACAUUCUGUCUUAAAGAAAAACACAUUUUCUGUUUUGAUCUAUUUCUUUAUCAGUAUGAUUUAUUUUUAAAAUCUACAUCUUUUUUUAUCUACUCUGUUCCCAGGUCUGUGUCUUUAUGAAUACAAUUCUUCUGUCUGUAUCUUUCUUCGAUGAAGUUUCAUUGUUUGAUCUGGGAAGUUCUACUUACCAAACUUUGGACGCCAAACAAAUGUUCCACCAUUUUAAUAUGUUUCUAAAAUAAAUGAUCUUUACAAAACAUCAUCAAAUUCUCUUAAAGAACUAACACUAGAGACCAACGUUUUGGCCUUUGAUCCUCUAUAGAAGUUUGCCAAAAUAUUCAUUUCUGGUUCCCUUUGAGGCUUUUGGAAUUGUCUAUAGAAUUUAUCUCAGCCUUGUCUGGUCUCAGGACAUGUGUUUUUGAAGCAGUGAUGUUUAAUUGUCCUGAGGAAGAGAGCUCUCCCUGCCUGGCAUUGGGGCCUGCGAGAGGCCCCCCUGGGAGUUUUUUGGCCGGGUGUGGCCCCGUUUAUCUGUUAUUGCUCUACAUUCCCUGGUCAAAUGUCGGUCUUUGCCACAUCGUUGACAUAUUCCAGGAGGCAUAGGCGCCCUUUUAGUAUCACUUUGUUUUUUCCUGCAGUUACGUCUGAGAUGAUCCUGCUCACCACAGUUAAAAACACUUGAAAUCUUGGGUCAUCUCUAGCUGUCUAGGGGCAGUUUCUACUACAGUUAUAUCAGGCGAGAAGAUCCGAUAUCAGCUGUCUGUCUAAUCCACUCAUCUACUGAUGCUGACCUUGCCCUCAGUGGUCUGAUUCCCUCCCUGCAUUCAGUAUUCACAUUUUCAAAGGCUAAAGACUCAACUGUUGCCUUUCUUGCUGCUGUGUCUGAUACACUCCUUUCCACAGCUGAGGUCAGCCUUUGUAAAAAGUCAGGGAAGGUUUCUUUAGGACCUUGUAUGACCUGAGUAAAUGGUUCAAGUUUUUUCUCUGAUUCUGCGACUUUGUCCCAGGCCUUUAAGGCUGACAAUCGACACAAUGCCAGAGUUUCUUCAUCAUAUACAGCCCACACCUCUACCUCAGCAAAGCGACAUUCACCAAGCAGUUAUCUGUGGAAAUCUCUCUACCCCUGGCUCUAUUCUGUCGUGCUAUCUCCCUCACCUCUUCUCUCCACCAUGAGAUCCAUUGUGAAUUCGCAGCAGGCUCUAGUAUUGCUCUUGCCAUAUCUUUCCAGUCGUGGGGGAUUAUUCUAUUUUUAAUUCGUUUUACAAAUGGCGAAUGCAUUCCAAAAUUAGUGACACUCUCCUUAAAUUUCCUCAGUUCUAACACACCCAUGGGUUGCCAUUCAAAUUCUUCAUAACCCUGUGGAUGAUCAUCGUCUGGAGGUCUUUGUUAUACACUAAUCGGAUGCACUAAAGUUUGUUUUCUAAUAACCUUUGGUUGGCUUUCUCUAAUUUUAUCUUCUUUCUCUACCUUAGUAUUUUCCUUCAUUGUGAUUUUAAAUCCCUCCCUUAAGGUCUGUGUCCAAGCUUCAGCUCUCUCCUUUUUUUUUUUUUUUUUAAUUUUUUUUAUUAACUUGAGUAUUUCUUAUUUACAUUUCGAAUGUAAUUCCCUUUCCCGGUUUCCAGGCAAACAUCCCCCUAAUCCCUCCCCUUCCCCUUCUUUAUGGAUGUUCCCCU
Messenger RNA from Rattus norvegicus (Norway rat), 3031 nucleotides. NCBI's taxonomy places the organism in Eukaryota, Metazoa, Chordata, Mammalia, Rodentia, Muridae. The record is from RefSeq and is a predicted model, not a curated record.